AUGUCCAAGAACCUUCACACCAGUGCACCAGAUACAGACACAGCCAUUGACAGAAAUGUGCCCGAAUUCCCAGUGGCUCAGGAUUCUGAUGAACAAAACUAUUUCAAGACAAAUCAACCACCUUCAUAUUUAGAUCAAUUACAUAAAUCAACUAAAGAAUUCAUUCAAUUUCAUAAGGACCAAGGUAAAGGAAGAAAAGUGGUACUGGUCACUUCUGGUGGUACUACUGUCCCAUUGGAAAAUAAUACUGUUAGAUUUAUUGAUAAUUUUAGUGCUGGUACAAGAGGUGCUACAAGUGCUGAAUAUUUUCUUGAAAAUGGUUAUGCUGUGAUUUUUUUACAUCGUGAAUUCUCUUUAUUACCUUAUUCAAGACAUUAUAGUCAUACUACAAAUUGCUUUUUAGAUUAUAUGACUGAAAUUAAUGGUGAAUUAAGAAUUGAUCCUAAAUAUAGUGAAACUAUGCAUAAAGUUUAUAAAAAAUAUAAUGAUGCAAGAGAUCAAAAUUUAUUAUUAUUAUUACCUUUUACUACAGUGAAUCAAUAUUUAUUUUCAUUAAGAGAAAUUUCAAAACUUUUGAAUCUUGUUGGUGGUAGAGCUCUUUUCUAUUUAGCUGCUGCUGUAUCUGAUUUUUUUUUACCACAUUCAAAAUUACCAGAACAUAAAAUUCAAGCUCAAGAUCAUAAUGGUGGGAAAUUAGUGGUUAAUUUAGAUCCUGUUCCAAAAUUUCUUAGAAGAUUAGUUGAUAGUUGGGCUCCAGGUUCAUUAAUUACAAGUUUUAAAUUAGAAACUGAUAAAUCUAUAUUAAUUAAAAAAUCAAAUCAAGCUUUAGAUCGUUAUAAUCAUCAAUUAGUUAUUGGUAAUUUAUUACAAACUAGGAAAAAAGAAGUUGUUUUCGUAACAAAAGAUCCAAAAAUUGAACCUGAAUGGUUUAGAUUAAGUGAUGAAGAAGUGGAAAAAGGUGUUGAUAUUGAAAGUUUAAUAAUUCCAGCAGUUAUAAAAGUUCAUGAAGAUUGGAUCAAAAAUCACGAGUAA
This is a messenger RNA of Hansenula ciferrii, 1032 nucleotides long. RefSeq names its product phosphopantothenate--cysteine ligase CAB2 (gene CAB2). The transcript has a single exon. Gene Ontology annotation, cellular component: cytoplasm; nucleus. The record is from RefSeq and is a predicted model, not a curated record. The coding region runs from base 1 to 1032 and encodes 343 amino acids. Lineage: Eukaryota; Fungi; Ascomycota; Saccharomycetes; Phaffomycetales; Wickerhamomycetaceae. Gene Ontology annotation, biological process: coenzyme A biosynthetic process. Gene Ontology annotation, molecular function: phosphopantothenate--cysteine ligase activity.